Messenger RNA from Lactuca virosa, 687 nucleotides. The record is from the annotation of a GenBank genome assembly. Lineage: Eukaryota; Viridiplantae; Streptophyta; Magnoliopsida; Asterales; Asteraceae.
AUGAUCUCGUCUCCAUCGAAAGCUCCUGCCCCUACCUCAACAACUCCGUCAGCUCCUUGUGAUAUUUUUUCAGAUGACAAUGAUGGAGAUGGCCCCUCCCCACCUAAUAUUAUUUCAUCCCAACCAGAUGGGCUCUCAUCUCCAUCGUCUGGCCUUCCCUCCCCAGCUGCCACCACUAGCCCAUCUACUUGCAUCACGGGUGAGCCUUCUGUCACGAUUGUCGAGCCCACAACCCAAGUUAACCAACCAUCCGUUACGGUUAUGUCAACACAUCCAAUGACGACUCGUGCUAAAUAUGGUAUACAUUUUGUCCAACACGAAAAAUCCCAUGAAAAAGAUACAAACUUCCUAUUAAGAAUUCAGAUUCUUAUUGUUGUUUUCGAGAGACUGGAAUUGGAACUUUGGACUAAAAGAAACGUGCACCCUGUGGAAGUUCAUGAUUCACAAGUUGGUAUUCGGAGAUGAAUGGUUUCACCUGGUUUGAUUUCAACAUAAUUUAAAAUUAUAAUUUCAUUCGGUGGUUUUCCGUUCAAGGGAAGCUAAAAACUCAAGAUAUAUUUAAAAAAUGGGAUGCUGAUCUUCGAUUGUGUCAUCCUUUGUACAGUUGUGAACCAGACUUUCGUUGUGUUGAAAAGAAUUAAUAAGAAAAUUAACCAAUAUUUAUAUUGAUUGUUCUUGGAAUUCAUG